AAAAUGAUGCGCAGUAGAAUUAUUUUAUUUCCGUAAAAAUCACAGGUGUCAGCAGAAUUUCACAGGUGUCAGCAGAAUUCGUGAUCACCUUUACAAUAGGUUAGGAAAAUGGCGUCUAAUUAUAAUGAUGCACAGACUAACAGCAUUCUCGAGGCUGCUGAUUCAACUAUGGGGAAACUCCUCUUCCCAAUACAUUGUCCCAACUCCAACUUCACAAGCCGUAUAAAGGACCUAUGGCAAGACGAUGUCUUCUGUGACAUAACAUUAUCAGUUGAUGGAAAACAAUUUAACUGCCACAAAAUAAUCUUGGCUGCCAACUCGCCCUAUUUUCACUCGUUGCUGUCAAACGGAAUGUCAGAAACAUCAAAAAAAGUUGUUGAACUAAAAGAUAUUUCCAGCCAUGCAAUGGAAAACAUUCUCAACUAUAUUUACUUCAAAAAUACAUCAAUAGGAGUGACUGAGGCAAUUGAAAUGUUGAAGACUGUUGACAUGCUUCAAAUUGAUAACAGCUUGAGAAGCCAUUUGAUGAAUUAUCUCAUAAAACAUGUUGCUGAUGAUAACUGUCUUGAUAUUUUAAACUUAACCAGCUGCAUUAAACUCCCUGGCCUUUGGAAAGUCGCAAAAGAACAUGCUUUAACAAACUUCAAAACAGUUUGGCGAACCGAUGGAUUGUUGGAUUUAUCAAAAGAUGUCCUCAGUGGGUACCUGGGUGAUGAUGGUUUGUUACUUGAUAAAGAGGAAAAUAUUUUCAACUCUGUGUGUCGAUGGAUUGAAGCUGACUUCCAAAUGAGAAAGCAGUAUGCAGGAGAGCUUUUCAAGACUGUGCGAUUUUGCUUUAUUGAGCCAAAUAUUCUGAUUGAUGAUAUAGAGGUGCAUCCUUUCAUGGAAGAGUUCUCCAGUCUUCGCAAGCAUGUCAUGACUGCCUUACGUCAUCAGACGACACCAUGCUACCAACACCAGGAACACUAUUAUAAGUGCAAGCCAAGGAUGUGCAACAUUACCAUUUGUCUUGUAAAUCCCAGAAAAAGAGGAUAUAACCUUGUAGGACGUUUAACGAAUAAAAACUCUCCAGUUUGCGUGAGGAAACUCUCAUAUGACACAAUCAAUUCAAGAGAGCAUAUUAACAUUAGUAAGAUCUCACGUUCCUGCCUAGUUGGGAGAACACUUUUCGUUUGUGAUGGCACCAAUUUAUGUAAAUAUACAUUCAACCAAGAAACUGGACCGUACCCUGAUAAAGGUUGGCAGAAAUGUACAAACCGCACACAACAAGGAAACAUAAGUGAAUUCACAUUCACUCUUUGUGGUGACUACAUUUAUUUGAUUGGGGGAGAACAUCACGAGACAGGUGUAAGUUCAAUCAUAGAUACCUACAAUUGGCAGAAAGAUCUCUGGGAGGUUCCCGAUGGAUUUGGUGUUGCAUUACUUCAUCCAGUUCGCUCCCACACAGCAGUGUCAUUAAAUAGUUCCAUCUAUAUUUUUGGAGGAUCUAAUGCUGCUGGAAAAAUCUCAAAAUUUUUACAGAUUUAUAACACGCGGGAUGGUCGGAUAUCAAUGGGUCCCAUGAUGCUUCAUUCUCAGUACUAUAGUACAGCUGUGUGUUACAAUGAUGAGAUCUACAGCUUCUCUUCCAAACAAGUCAUGAAAUAUACACCUGCAGAAUCAAAAUGGACUCAGCUUAGUAUACCCUUACCCCCUCUUGCAAUACCUAUGGUGUACCCCUCAGCAACAGUCUUUGGGAAGAACAUCUUCAUAUUUGGGGGACUCGCCACAAAGGAUCAAGCAGACUGCAACACGUUUGAGUAUGACAUCACCAAAGAUAGCUAUACAAAGGUUAACUCUUUUAAACCAGCAUUUAUGCUUGAUGGUAUUGCCACUCUUGUACACAACAAUCAUCUUAAGUGGUUAUAAUUAAUGAACAAAAAGCCCUGGUGCUGCAUUCUUUCAGUUGCUUCAAGUAAACCACAAAUGCAUCAUGAGUCUAAGAAUGCUAUGGAAAUAUUGGAAAAUGUGCAUGCCAAAAUUGAAUUUUCCCAGGGGUUUAAGUUGGGACUUCAUGAUAGCUGAAUAUUCCCUGAAUGGUGAGUGCAUGUUCUUUUAACUCACUUUGACAUGGGUGGAAUAUUUUUGGAUAAUCAAUGAAAGAACAAGUCAAGUACCACAGUAUGUAAUAAUACUGCAUGAUAUAAUUAUACAUAUUUUGUAUAUAAGAAUAGAUCGAGUAAAGAUAUAAGGGUCAUUCAUCAAACGUCAAUGUAUGGGGCUAUUUCGACAUUGGCUUAUAAUUUCAAUCUACGCAGUCUGUCAUGUUUUUUUGAAAUCUCAAAAAUAAAUGUAAAUCGCC
Owenia fusiformis is the source of this 2341-nucleotide messenger RNA. Lineage: Eukaryota; Metazoa; Annelida; Polychaeta; Sabellida; Oweniidae. The record is from the annotation of a GenBank genome assembly.